Molecule: messenger RNA, 1605 nt
Organism: Durotheca rogersii
Lineage: Eukaryota; Fungi; Ascomycota; Sordariomycetes; Xylariales; Xylariaceae
Product: DAGAT-domain-containing protein
Exons: 2
Coding region: 118-1515 (465 amino acids)
Biological process (GO): triglyceride biosynthetic process
Cellular component (GO): endoplasmic reticulum membrane
Molecular function (GO): diacylglycerol O-acyltransferase activity
Source: RefSeq, a predicted model, not a curated record
CCCAAGCCUGCGCGCUACGCGUAGUCGGCGAUAGCGCUCAACCUCAAUUUCAAAUCUAAGCCCCCGCAUCGGGUCUUCAAACGCGGGCGUUCCAAGACAAUAAACGAGACAGGAAACAUGGGGUACGAUAGGCCUGCAGACGAGUCCCUCUCGUCGGAGGUACCCCUAGAAACCCGGUCGAUCGAGUCAAAAGAAACGAUUCCAAUCGGCAAGUCGUAUGCCCAGCCCGACGAUAGGCCUACACCGCAAGUUGACAGCGAUGGAGACCUCAUCCAACGGGACCGUAGCAACAGCUGGACUGCUGACUUGGAAAACACGGCGGACGACGACAAGACGGUGGGGGGCCCGGACGAGCAUGAAAUCGUUCAGGACGGUGUGGGCUACUCCCCCGCCUUGAAGUAUGGCCUGGAAGGUCAAGAUGACGACGAGUCGUACCCCGAAUUAGAUGACAUGACGGUCGAAGAAAUCCGCCCUGCGCCUAAGCGACGCAGAAAUGGUCGAAUCCGAUGGGCCCCGUGGAACGUCCCCCUCGGGCGCAGAUUGCAGACGCUGGUUGUGCUUAUGCACUGCAUGUCCAUCGUCUUGACAGUUUCUAUCUUCUUCGCCCUCUGCGCGGUCCCCUUCGCCUGGCCCCUGCUCCUCAUAUACCUCCUGUACGUGCUAAGCUCGAAAGCUGCCACGGACGGGUCGCUCAGACACCGGUCCGAAUGGUUUCGCAGGAGCUACAUCUGGCGUCUCUUCGCGGCCUACUUCCCGGCGAAGCUGCAUAAGACCCACGACCUUCCACCCACUCGGAAGUAUAUCUUUGGCUACCACCCCCACGGCAUCAUUUCCCAUGGCGCGUGGGCAGCCUUCGGAACGGAGGCUCUGGGUUUCUCCGAGCAGUUCCCCGGCAUCACCAACAGCCUGCUGACCCUGGAUUCCAACUUCCGCAUCCCGCUAUACCGCGAGUAUAUCCUAGCCGCGGGGUUGCGGUCGGUGUCGAAGGAGUCUAUCGUCAACAUCCUGACUAGGGGUGGGCCGAACGGCGAGGGCAUGGGCCGCGGCGUGACCAUCGUCGUCGGCGGAGCUCGCGAGUCGCUUGAGGCGCAGCCAGGACAGCUGCGUCUGGUUCUCAAGGAGCGCAAAGGCUUUGUCCGGAUCGCCAUCCGGACGGGCGCCGACCUGGUCCCCGUGCUAGCAUUCGGCGAGAACAACCUGUACGACCAACUACGGGCAAAGGAGCAUCCGUUCGUCCACGACCUGCAGAUGUUCAUCCUCAAGGUGUGGAAGUUCACCCUGCCGUUCCUGCACGGGCGCGGCAUCUUCAACUACGACGUGGGCCUGAUGCCGUACCGGCGGCCGUUAAACGUGGUGGUCGGGGCUCCGAUCAAGGUGACGCAGUCGGCCGUCGUGGACCAGGCGGAGGUCAACCGGCUGCACGAGCUAUACGUGGCCGAACUAGAAAAACUAUGGGAUCGGUACAAAGACGACUUCGCCCCCGAGAGAAGGGAGGAGUUGCAGAUAUUGUCCUAGAUAAAACGCGCCGCGGUGUAUGGUUUCUCGAGGUUUCCUGUGUCUAUUUUCUUUUCUUUGAUAUACCUAAUUAGGCUUGCGCACGAUACC